Molecule: messenger RNA, 3663 nt
Organism: Scylla paramamosain (green mud crab)
Lineage: Eukaryota; Metazoa; Arthropoda; Malacostraca; Decapoda; Portunidae
Product: perlucin-like protein
Exons: 7
Coding region: 881-1609 (242 amino acids)
Molecular function (GO): signaling receptor activity
Source: RefSeq, a predicted model, not a curated record
GAGCCUCGCCCUUGAAAACGCCAAUCGGUCACCGCGUCGACAUUUUACACGGUAAUUAGAAACUGCGGCGCGCAUCCCGCGCCUCCACACGCUCGUCACCAGGAUGCAGGAAGACUUUCUAAGCAGCGAGAACUGCUGGCUGCCUCUGGGUUCUGACUCAGUCCGUCAUUACCAUCAGUCAGUAUAGGAGCUGCCUCUGGGAGGGGUGGUAAUACCGCGCCACGCUCCGACCCUCCUUUCUUCGUCUGAGUCUCUGUUGAUGUCACCUACUCGACGCUCACUCCCCGCCACGCGACACGAGGCAAAGUGAUCAGGUGAUGGACGCUUGCUUGUAUGGAACAUGGGGAGAGGUAACAUCAUCCAAGCGAAGGAGGAUAAGCUACAUAAACUCUAAUACAUCAUAAGAGAACUUUAUUACUCUACGUCUUGAGAACAAAAGAGCAUCGGAAAACAAGGGAAGUUGGUACAACUCUAUACGUGGCAGUUAACUAACCAAACAUCGAAGCCUGAAACAGUGAUAAACAAAAUAAGCACGUGAAAAAUUAAACAACUAACUAAACAUUCCUUCACGUGCACACGAAUGACCUGGCGUGCGUGUACGUGUGUAUAUGCGCAUGUGUGUGGGGCUGAAACCCUCCCAGAUCCCCAGUGAAGCAGGCACCCUCAAGUAUGACGAGUGUUUGUAGUGAAAGGCCAAACAAACUUGUGGGCUUGGCAAAUAGAAAACAAAUCACAAGGCCAUAAGUCCUGACUGCAGCACGCGUCUUCUCCAGUGCUCCUCUAGUCCGGGACACGCCAGGGAGUCACAGUAGGACAAAAGAGGCGCAGAGACAGCGCAGUUGUAACCGAGAUAAGUACAGAAGCAUCACGUGUCUGCACCAUGGCCUUCAGUAGCUUCCGGGGUGUUGGUGAUGCUGCGAAGAGACGCGGGCGAGGUGGAAGGCAGGCAGGAUGUCACGGGAGGCAGGGACGGUCACAGAUGGCAGCUGCUGUGGUGGUGGUGAUGGUGGUGCUGUUCAGCGCGUGCCCUGUGGAGUGCCGGACAAAUCGCUCUAUGUCAUCCUCCAGCCGCAAUUCCCUCCUGGGCAUGGACUCCUUGUGUCCCAUGGCCUUCCAGAAGCUCGGGUCCCGCUGCUAUUUCUACGGCUACUUCCCCCUCAACUGGUACCGCGCCGCUGAGUUCUGCCACUCCUUCGGCCGCGGCGUGUCCCUCGCUACUCUGGAGACAGCUGAGGAGAAUCACCAUGUGAAGAAGUGGCUGACUAUGAACGGCAACCACAACAGCGGCGUGUGGGUGGGCGGUUCAGACAACGGGCACAACGGAAAGUGGGCGUGGUUCCCUACUGGUCAGUUGGUGAGCUACAGUAACUGGGGCCCGUCUCAGCCCAGCGGCGGGGACCAGCACUGCAUGUAUCUGGUCGGCGGCCUCCUCGGUUACCAGUGGGCUGACUUCCACUGUGAGUUUGACAUGAAUUUUCUCUGCGAGCACGGCGUGAACAACGUACAAGUGUGGAGGAGGAAGAGGAGGAGAAGGAGGAGGUCCAGUGUGGCAGAGAGGAGCGAUGACGUGAUAGAAAGCUUUCAGAAUCCUCAGCCGGGUAAUCUGUAGAGCCCUUCUGUGCCUGUGCUGUGCCUCCUGCUUGUCGGGAUCUGCUGCCUGGAUGGUGGUGUGGGUGUCGAUCAGCCUUAGCACAGCGGCACUCAGCGGCGAAGUGACAAGAGCUCCUCCAGGAAGAACAUGUUGGCUUCUCUAGAAAUAAGGAUACAGACACACAGGUUCCGAGGAGGCGAGAGGUACUUUGUAGAUUUGGUAGAAUCCUUGCUGGACUUGGGUUGUAGAUUUCUGUUUGCUGCUACUCUUAUCCUGACUAACAUUCUCCAACUUUUUUUUUUUUUCUGUGUCCUCUUCCAUUCUGUUCUUGUUUCUAUCGUUCUUUUUUAUUUCAAUUUUUAUUUCCAAAAGUGUCAUUUAAUUUCUAAGGUUUGUUGUGUGUGUUAUCGUUAAUUUCUUAGCUCAUACUAGGUCCUCUAGAAUACUGAUGAAUGUGUAUGAUGUUAAUGUGCCUUCCUUCAUUCCCGUGUCGCGAAGGAAGUGAAGGUAGAAUACAAUGAUCCAUCUUGCAUUUUAUUAUUCACACUUUGUUAUUUCGUUGGAUUGUGAUUAUUAAUGUGCUACAAUUUUUUUCUUAUAUUUUCUCUGUUAUGUUAUAUUAUGACCUCUGGGGUGUAGUAAAGUGGUCAACGAGACUAUUGCUUUCCACCAGGGGGCUUGAUGUGUUUGUGUGUGUGUUGUGUGUGUGUGUGUGUGUGUGUGUCUGGGUCACCCCUUGCGGGAUUGCCGGCCCGGUAUAUAGAUGGAUAUUUUCUCAUACUGUCACAUAUUUAUUCGAUGACUUUGUGUGUCUGCCUUUCCCGUACAUCUAAGAAUACAGGUAUACGUGUGAUGUGUAAAUGUACUUAUGUCGGAGUAAAGUGAAGUAUUGUUUAUAAAAGUUACCCCUUUCAGCCAAAGUUUUCUGUCACGUGAAGGAAGUUUAGGGAGGACCUCACUAACACGUAACAAAGCCUGAGGAGAGGGAUAUUAAACUACUACACACAUUCUCUAUAGACAUGAUUUACCUUGUGUGUAUGAAAUGAGUACUUUUAAUAGCCCUCCCCCCACCAGGCCCGCUCAUAAGCAUCACUCUCUGACAGUUGUUUUUCUCCCAGGUCCUCCCAUGCCUGUACCUUUAUCUCCUCCAUCAGUCUUCCCCACGUUGCCUUUCAUCCCCUUCCGUACCACUGCCAUUUGGAAUAAGACAAUUUUUUAGUACAAGCGUCAAAUAUGUUUUGUUGUCUGCUACGAGAGAGAGAAGCGAAAAAAAAGUGUAGGGUGAUAAAACUACUUCUGUGUUUGUGCAUGUGUGUGUGUGUGUGUGUGUGUGUGUGUGUUCACCGUGUUUUCGCCUGGGGUUUAAUUAAACUCUCCUUCAUUUGAUGCUUGUUUGUUAGGACGCGAUGGUCAGCCGUGACGAAGGCAAACUCUCUCUCUCUCUCUCUCUCUCUCUCUCUCUCUCUCUCUCUCUCUCUCUCUCUCUCUCUCUCUCUCUCUCUCUCUCUCGUCACAGUCACUUGGGCGUGCGUGCAGCCGUCACAGCAAGCGGCGUCACGUUAGUGUAGCAGUUGGCGGGGUGGCGCGUGACUGCCUUGUGCUUAUGUGGUCACGGGUUCCAUUCCGUAAUGUUUAGUGUUUGUGUUCGUGUGGGUGAGAACACUCUUAUUACUGUACGCUUUUUUUUUUUUUUUACUUGGGAUUCUCUUUUAUUGUUUGUGAGUGCUGUGGUCUUAUUGCUACCAUUAUUAUUAUGUGUGUUGUAGUACUAGUAGUAGUAGUAGUAGUAGUAGUAGUAGUAGUAGUCAUUCAUUAACUAUUUUACGUGCAAAUUAAUAGUGUACGUUAUCAACAUUACCAUUAUGUCAAGUGUCAAGUCUUUCUAAUGCAUCUGAUUUUACUUUUGGGAGAAGUACACGAGAAAGACGAGACUCUCACAUACAUUCCGAAACCUUUGCUUGCUGUAGAGGCAAGAGUAACCACCAUGCUUAUCUCUUCACGUUUUCAAGACAAUUAAGAAAAUAAACUAACUUUGCCUCUUAUUCUCAUGUUAUUAAAAGGUUUGGGAACGG